UGGACUAGCUGGAAAACCUGCAGCAUAUUUUUCAAUGAGAAUUAUACAAAGAAAAAGUUAAAUUUAACUACUGAAACUAGUAAAUAGUUGUAGUAGUAAAGAGGCACAACAAAUUACGAUAUAAAAUCCUGCUAAAUUGACGAAUUUAAUGCGAAAAAUUACAUUUGAAAAAAUUCCAAAGAAAAAAUUUUGUGCUGUGAAAAUUUCUGACUGGUGUGUGUGUAUGUAUGUAUGUAUGUGCAGUAGUUAAGUGAGGAAGGGUGGUUUGCUUAAUUGAAUACUCAGCGGGUUUGGGUGUAUAAAAGACGCGUGCGAAUAGUCACCACUGAGACUGAUUGAUAGCUAUUAGUGGUGGUAGUGGAGCAACGUAGUGACAGCAGCGUACGCAAAAUUGAAUUUUCACAAAAGGCCGAACCCAAACUGCUACAACAACAAACGGUAUAAACAACAAACAUCGUUUAGAAGUGACAGUAGUAACGAACUAAGACAGCAAUAACAACAUAACGAAAAUAAAAACAUCAAUACAAAUUGUUACACGGUCAAAAUAAAACGACAAAAGCGAAAGUGACGACAUCAAGAUCAACGAAACGACAAACUUGAAUAGAAAACUAACGAACCAUAGUGGGCGGUAGCGCGCUAGCUGGUGUGUUUACGCUCACUUCAUUUUCCAUAGCGUGCAGUGUGUGAACCAACGCAGUUGUGGUGCGCGCGCUGCAAGGAGCACUUGGAGGUUAACGCGAGGUUCAAAAACAAAGCUCACGUUUUGCAAUUACAUUAAUUUUACUCAAUCUGCCUUCAAUUGAAACUACACACACACAUUUCUAAAUACAUAAACAACAGCAUAACAAGUUAGCGUAACUGGAUUUACAUCAACGAGUCGGAAUUGAAUUUAUCAACACCACAGCGUUAGCGCAUGAUAAGCAAAUGCAAAAUGUAGGCAUCUUGUCGCACGACUCGACAGCAAAGUACAAAGCCAACCCGACAUUCAGUAUUUCAUUGCAAACAAUUCAAAUUAUUUAUAAUCGAAUCCGCGGAGAACUCGAAAAGUUCGAAAAACACAAUAAUCGACAGCGUAUUUUUGCAUAAAACAAAUUUAUACGCUGUUUCAUAAACAAGUAGCUGUAAAUCGUGACAUUUUAUAACAACAGUUACUAAGUGACUGCAGUGUCGUCAGUAAUGUCCUCGUGCAAUUCAUCUACUGAUCUCUACUUACGUCCAUUGCCUUAUCUCGAUUCUAAAUGGUUACGUGCCGAUCUCAUCGCUGGCUUGCGCAAUGCCGAGGAUGCCGCUGUUCUUUGGAAUAAUCUAAUACAAGAUUGCGAAUUAGUUUCGUCCCCAGCAGCGCCUGUAAACAACGCUGCCGGUCACCUCUCCUACCUUGGCGAUGAUGGUAAACAUUAUUGUGGCGUGCAAAAGCUGCAAUGCUCCUGUUGUCCCCUAGAUUACUGUGGUCCGCUAUCGGGUUGCAACUGUUCCGCAUGCCGCACCCUUGAUUCCGAUUCGGCCAUUAAGAAAAUGACCACGGCCGUGCAAAAUGCUGCAGCUAACCGCAUUUCGUCUGAAGUUAUUUUCGAGUCCUGGCUUUGGGGUCAAUCGCCGAAUGCGUCUGUCAAGUUGAAUUGUCAGAAUACACUUUUGGGGGAAUUGCAUGAUGUUUCAUUACGGGCAGCCGGCAAUUGCCUCUCUGCUAUGCAUCUACGCCAACAGCUUUUCAUCUAUGAACGCUAUUUUGUUGCGCUCUCACGUUGGAAGCAGCAACAGGAGCUGCAGUGUCAUGGCAUGUCGAGCGUUAUUGGUCCAAGCACCGCAGACAAAUGCAAAUUCAAUGAAGAUCAACGCAAUGCUGGAAAUAGCGGCAUCAGCCCAAUGCGUAUUCGAGAAAUUAACUAUCAUGCCACAAAUAAACUGAGACACUUUUCCACUGUGGAUGUGCCAUCGCCCAUAAAGGAGAACGAACGUGCCACGCUUGGCUUGGCGCGUGUGGGCACGAGAGCGGCGCUUAAUUUUUCGUUUGCUUUCUUGAGACGCGCCUGGCGCUCUGGCGAAGACACGGAAAUGUGCAGUGAGUUACUAAGUGAGGCAUUGGAAUCACUCCAAGACUUACCCGAAGCUUCGCUUUUUGACUCAACACAGGUUUCCCCACUAUGGAUUGAAGUGCUGGAGCGCUCUAUAAAGUUUCUACGUCAGGUCGCGCUUGGUGAUCUUUUGGGCGGUCGCUGUACCGCACCGCGCGAAGACCGGCACACUGCCUUGUGCUUACUACUGGAGCUGGGCGCUCAAAAAGGUACACUCGCUGCUACGCUCGAGGCCAUCGUACUCCUACUUAUGCUGUGGGAGAAAGAAAAGGAAACGGAUGACAAUCGUGAUGUUCCACAAAAUACUGGCGCCCCACUUGUACCCAUUCUACGCCGCUAUGAAAGCAUUGGCAAUUAUGGCAUUGGCAACUGCACGGAAAACACUCCGGCCAGCGCCACUGAAUCUUUUCUACGCUUUCUCACGCUACCCGAACAGGAGACGACCAACGUAGAUUUGAAACAAGCUGCAGUGGUUAUUGUUUCACAUCUCGAUCGUUUGGCAAAGCCUCAUUUGCCUACAAGCGCCGCGACUACACAAGUACCAGCACGCAGCAUGCAGCAAACGAAGCCAACCGCACACGCGCAGGCGUCACAGGAGAGCAAGUCUGCCGCUCCAACCCCACAAUUGCAUGAACAACGCAUAUACGCGCUUGGUUGGCAAACGCUGUGUCACGAACAGUAUGGUUUUACGGCCGAACCGGCUGUGGGCAUGUCGACGGGCAGCAACAUGGGAGGCAUGCAUUAUCCAGCGCCGGUUUUGAAUUUCUAUUUCCAAGUAAAGCAAGUUGCCUUCUCCGAGGAGUAUGUACUGUUUCUUACACAUGAUGGCAAGAUGUACACUUGGCGGAUUGCCAAACCGGAGACUGAACCGAUGCUUAUUGAAGAAAUGAACGAUGUACAAGUGACCUCAGUGGCCGCGCACUGCGAGGGCCGACAUUUCUUAGCCAUCGAUACCAUGGAUAACGCUUACUCUUGGGGCUGCGGCGAAGGUGGUCGCUUGGGCCACGGUGAUACUCUGCUGCGCGAACAUCCAACGAAAAUACAAUCUCUAGAGGAAAGCGUCAAGUCGGUCUACUGUGGUUGCACCUAUAGCGCAGCCAUUGCCAUCAGCGGCAACCUAUAUACUUGGGGUCGUGGUACUUACGGACGUCUCGGCCAUGGUAACUCUGAUGAUAAGCUAACACCGACACUUGUGCACGCCUUGCGCGACCACUGCAUCAUCGAUGUGGCAUUGGGUAGCGGUGAUUCGCAUACGCUCUGUUUAAACGCAGAAGGUCUUGUAUACGCUUGGGGUGAUGGCGAUUAUGGCAAGUUGGGUGGUGGCUCAUGCAAUGGGUCGCAGGUGCCACAGCUAAUUGACACGCUGCCAGCAAUUAGUCGCGUCUUUGCGGGCUCACAAUUCUCAAUGGCUUUGAGCUGUGAUGGUAAGCUCUACUCGUGGGGUAAGGCAUACGAUGGUCGUUUGGGACAUGGCUUAGUUGAUAAAAAUUUGCAGUGCCUCAAUACACCCAAGUUGAUAAGUGCUUUGCAGUCAAAGGUGAUUGUAGAUGUUUCGGUGGGAGUUUGGCAUUGUCUCGCUAUGAGCAGCAAAGGUGAAGUCUUCGGCUGGGGUCGCAAUGAUUUCCAGCAGGUAUGCCCCUCCGCAGUCUCUAAGGAGCCCAUACUACGCGAUCCCGUACUCGUCACACAUCCGUCGGUGCAAGCUUCUGGUAUUGCUUGUGGCGCUGCACAGAGUAUAAUUUGGAGUCAGACUUCAGUGCAAGGUGUACCUGUUAAAAUACCCUUUGUAAUUGACUUGAGCGAGCACACCUUUCGCCUGCUCGAUCAAUUACUUGGCAUAGUCUGUGGCCAAGACAGCAAUAACCGUCAAACUCCCAAUCAGGAGUCGGAAUGCAUUGCGGUGGGUUGCUUAAACCUGCUGCGUUUACAGUUGCACGCGCUAAUCAUUAAUAGUGUGUCACCGAAAACAGUCGGCUUAUCCGAGGGUUCGCGUUUGCUGGUCAGCUUGAAGAAGCGCAUACUUAGCUUGGCUGGCGGUUCGAAUGUGCUAAAAACCAUGCAGGAGGCGGCUCAAUGGACAUUGCAGGUUGGCUGGAGCGUUCUAUUACCCACAGCCACGGAGCGCGCACAAACCUUAACUUCGCUCUUGCCCUCUGAGUCAGGUAUAUCCUCCUCGGGCCAUCGUUUUAUGACUGAUCUACUUGUAGGUUCAUUGAUGGCUGAGGGUGGUCUGGAAACUGCUUUGAAACAAGCUAUACGCCUAGAAACUAAUGAUUGCUCUGAUAAUGGCCACAAUUUACCGUUACUACACCUAAUUAAACAACUGCUACGCAACAAUUCCGCCUUGACUCAAGCACGCUUGACGCAACUACUUAUAAAUGCCGGCAUAACAAAAUCCGAAGACGAUGCCUUCAUUGCAAACUCAACCGUACAGUCAACUUUGGCUGAACAUACCAGUCCCAGUCUGGAUUUGUUGCACCGCUUUCAGCGUCUACUCUUCGCACACAUCCACCAGUCGAAGCAUGAGGAUAUUAGUGGCGCUGAGGCGCUACUCUGCAAAUACGUGCAGAGUGCGGUCUCACUUUGCAUACUAUCACUGCAAAAGGCGCAUGAGAUCGCCUUGCAAGGCAAUGAUAGUGUGGUUGAUAUAAUUAAAACGGAUAUCUCUGAUACGCUGUUGUACGAGCUCCUGAUCGGCUUAAUUAUCUUGAAGAGAGAUCAUCCCACCAUCUUAUCCGCUUUCGAAUGGACGAAGGUGUUUCUACCGCUACUGCACUCUUUGGACAAUCUCAAUCGCAUUAUAUGUGAUAGCGAAAUCCAGGAUUCCGACGAUAUGGGCUGGCCGGGCAUUAUCUGUCGUGGCAAUCAGAAGGUUAGCAACUUGCAUACAACGGACGAUGGAAAUUUAAUCCGGAAAAAUGAUUUUGAAAAUCAAAUAAUCGACGGCGGCAAGUGGGUGAUAUUGAAUGGUUUUGUCUGCGAUAUCAGUGACUAUCAAAGCGACAACGCUUCCUUAAACGAGCUACUUGCGGCGAACAUUGGAAAGGAUCUCACCGUCGAGCUGAGUACCACCAUAUUUCGCAAUUACAUGGAGCAUAUAUUGAGUAACUGCAAAGUUGGGCGAUACGCCAUCACUUUAACGGAGGACAAGCCUCACGUCCAGCAAAGCAAAGUGCUUACCCAUUUUAACUCGGAACGCGCGCUCGCUUAUCUACUUGGACUCGUUGUGAAUCUUCUACAAGCCGGGCCUGCACAGCAACCAGCAGAAAUACAGUGCAAAACUAUAGUACGCUCCAGUAUUUUGCGUGGUGGCCUACAGCUCCACCAACCGAGCAAUCCAUUUGACGAAGAGAAGGGUGAGGCGCGCAGCAGUGCCAGUACUGCGGGCAGCACACCCACCGAACCGCCCGCACACAGCUUAAACGUCUGUGGUGGUGGUGGUGUUGGUAACGUAGGUAGUGGUCUGUGUGGUGUUGGCGGAGUAGUCUCACAAUCACACAUCAGUAGCGUACAACACCGCAUCGAGGGUUUCGUCGCUGGUUUAAGCGAAGCUCGUUUAACGGAUCCCCUUGUUGUAACUUGGAUGACACUCUCCGAGCGUUACUGCAAAGAAAACAAUCUCAUUUGGCAUCAAGAGUUUCCACACGAACAUCCCGUGCAGGAGUUGGAGCGUCUGCUAACCGCCGUACUAAUACGUCAUCAGAGUCUCGGCGGUCUUGUACUAAACGUCCUGGAACGUGAGCUGAGCGGCGUCGCAGUUGCUAAAACACCCAAACAAAUUGUCGAUAUGAUACGUCUCAUUUAUCAAACCAAGUGGUCUGUGGUGCGUAUACGGCAGCAAUUGAACCGCAGCUACAAAGAAGUCUGCGCACCAAUGUUAGAACGUCUACGUUUUCUCUUGUACGAAGUGCGCCCUGCAGUGAGUUUGGAGCAGGAGGCGCUACGUAAGCUGCCCAUACUGCACCGAUUGCCGCGUUUCAGACAUGUCGUACGUCGUAUAAUAGCCGAAAUGCGCCGAGCGAAAAAACAACUCGCCUGCUGCAAGCCCGAAGACAUAUUCAAUGUAACCAUUCAGAGCCAGAAUGUUGCACAGAAGCUGCAUCAGUCGCACGAAUCACUGCUGCAAAGCAAUGGCGCCAAUACAGACACAGCUGAGAAAGACUCGGGCGUCAUUACAAAUGAGAGUAGUUCAUUAACCAGCGCCACGGUCAUUAUACCGCCCCUACGUGGCAAUGUCUCGAAUGAAAAUCUGCUUGAUGCCGGUGAAAACAACGUCAUGCUUAGCGAACGCAAAACCUCCAAUGAAGAGAUCAAACUACAAGCGAACGAACUCGACUUCGACGAAGACAAGAAACCAUCAGACGAACCGCGUCUCAAUAAUGACCUGCUCCGUAAACUCCGCGAGAAAUGGUAUUUCUCCGGGGAGCUUAAUGUGCCCAUCAUGCAAGAGAUUGUAGAAUUUGUGAUGCAGGAAGUCUGCGACGUGGAGACUGUACGCCGCGCCAUGUACUGCCAAGUCCAGCGCUAUCAAAUACGUCGACAGGGCCUCGAAAUGCUACACGGCAUGCUGCAAGUGCAUGGCUUACUCGAUGCUGUGCAAUACAACAUGCUUAACGGUUACCUCGGCUUGCAUCUCAAGAGCGGCAACAGCAAGCAGGCCACACUCAACGUUUUACACGAUCUCAACAUGAUAACGGCUUUUCAAAAGGCCGAUCUACUACUCGCCCAAUCACGCGUGCUCGAAUGGGCUGUGUACGAACUCCAGCGUUUGGUCAACCAAGAGCUUAUACAGCUUAGAGGCAAAUACAAUAGUGGCAACGAUAAGGACAACUCCAAUCUGGGUACUUAUGUGUUUUUGAAGAAGCUACCACGCGCACGAUUCCUGCUCAGCAUUUUCGGCAUCUUAGCCAAGGACAUGAGCGCAAAUGAGUUGAGUUUGAUUGUGAAUCACGGCACCCUGGGCACUGUGCUCGGCCUGCUUAGCCAAACUGGUGCUGAAGUACCAACUGUGAAGAACACUUACGACCUCUCUGUGGUCUAUGAAGAUACGAUCUUGAAGCAGAAAUCGCAUAAGGCCAACUUGACCGGAGCGGAGCUGGCUAAGAUGAUGAAGAUUGGCACGCGCAUUGUACGGGGCGUUGACUGGAAAUGGGGUGAUCAGGAUGGCAAUCCGCCGGGAGAGGGUCGCAUUAUUAGCGAAGUUGGCGAAGAUGGAUGGGUCCGUGUCGAGUGGUAUACUGGUGCCACAAACUCGUACCGCAUGGGCAAGGAGGGUCAAUACGAUCUGCGUUUAGCCGAAAGCGCUUUGAACGUAAUCUCACCCGAUGGCGAAAACGCAAAAGACGAACUGUGCAGUGAUGCAUUGAGUGGCGCGUCGCAUCCCACAAAAUUGCUACGUUAUGCCUGCACCAAGACCCUACAGAUUAUUUCCAUAGGCAUUGGACUUCAUAGCGCACAGAUGGAUAAGAAUGCCGUGCGUUGUAUAUCCUCGAUGUUUCGUUCCGUUCUCGAUCCCAAUUCGGCAUUGGGCAACAUCUACGGUUUGGAUAAUUGGACCACCUUGGGUUUUCUGAAAGCCAUUGCAGGUGAAUCCAAAUCACUUGCCAAAUAUUUAUCCUCACCCACAUGGAUUGACUUCUACAUCAGCCUGCUCGAACAGCCAGUGACGCGUGAACAAGAUCUCUUUCGCAACAUACACUGUCUGCGCUUGCUGCAGAGCGUACUUAUGCAUUGGACCGAUGACGUGCAUACACAACGCAUGACCGUGCUGGUGCGUCAGCUCUUCUCAACGCUAGGUAAGAUUACGCUCUACUGUCCCCUAGACAGUUCGUUGACGCAAAUUAUAGGUGAAAAUAAGACGCGCGUGCUCGUCACCUCCUCACACUCCGGCACAAUCGCCGAGGAGAUUAUAACCCUAUUGCGACGUCUGCAUACGCUACCUUAUUGGAAUGUGGCGAUUAAUUCAUUUCUCGCACAGAAACUUUGCGUCGCUGCGGAGCUGUUCGGCGAAGAUGGCUUGGAGUUGCAACACUUGGAGAGCGAGUACAUUUACGUCAUGGGCGUACUCUGUACUAUAGGCGGCUGCGAUAUACGGCCUCGCGUGGGCCUGCAGGUGUGUUAUGAGGGCAACUGUGCUACUAUUUGUGGAUUCACCAAAAAGGGCAAGUGCUUGCUCAGCACUGAUGGACAACUACUGAAUGGAGAGCUCCGUAAGAUUUCACUGAAUGAUGCUUUUGAAUGCGCCGAUUAUUCGGUAUUUAGCCUCUCGCGUAUGCCACUCAAUGAAAUGCUCUUGAACUCUUGGGCUGUGUUGCUCUUCGGGCCCGGCGAACGCAAGGAAUGCAUGCCGAACCUUGUGCACAUCAGUCUACUGCGUGCGCAGCAAAUUCAAUUGUCCGUCUUGAAUGCGAAUUGUGUGCUGUAUCGUCACCAGGCUGCGUUACGAAAGAUACUUAGACAACGUUCACCGGGCUUGUGUGCUUACUCUUCGGAGGAGAGUCUCUCGGAAGAGGCCGCCGUACAUGCAAAGACUGGAGGAGACGUCAAAUCGAACGGAGAAGGCGCUUGUGGUAGCACUACGUUGGAGAACUGCGAGGAUCUCCAUGCGCCACCUACAAUUAGUGACACUGAACUGCUCAUACAGAGUAUUUUGAUUCGCGCUACGCAGCCAUCACCGAUUAAAGCGAUCUAUACGUACGAGGACUUGUCAACUGCAGCGUUGAGCUGUGCACAAGUGCUCGCUGCCAAAAUUUACUGCGAACUCAAUGAAAAUGCUUCAACGAGCGCUGGUCGUUUUGGCGUAUUCGCUAAUCCACCAAUGCAACCCACAAUGGUACAUGGUGAAGCAAUCUACAAUGUGGGUCUACUAGAAGAGGCUACGGGCGGUGACCAACCGCCUGCGCCGAAGACCGACAACGAUACGCCACCACUUAUCGGUCAAAUCAUGGAGAUGGGAUUCUCGAAAAAGUGUGUGGAGCUAGCAAUCAAGCAGUUAGCUAUGCAACCGGAUAUACUGUUAACACCCGAGCAAAUUGUACAAUGGAUACUUGAACACCCAGACGUUUGCGCAAACACAAUUGACACAACCGAUUAUCUAGAGCCACCGCUGGUUGGCGGUAACUCGGCGGCCACAGGCUCUUCUAGCGACACUUCAUUGCAAUCGAAACUGCAGACAAUGCACGACCCCGAGGCUGAUUCGGACAAUGAGAGUUCGGAGAGCAGUUCCGACACGGUGGAGGGCUCUUCCCUACACGAACAAUUCGUCAAGUUUGAGACACGCAAAGACUUUCCCUCGGUCGAUCAGUAUGCGUUGUACGUGCGGGGACUGGUUUGUCCCGGUAUGCUGGUACGCUGCUGUCGUGACUUUGAAGAGAUUAAAAAAGGUGAUAUUGGCACUGUGCUAAAAGUGGACACAGAGGGUUUACAUGAUCUCAACGUACAAGUGGACUGGCAGUUACAUGGUAAUACCUACUGGGUCUGUUUUGUGCAUAUCGAACUGCUGGAAAUGCCGCGUGAGAAGUCGACAUCCGAUCGCGCCGUACAGGUAAUCGUUGGCACACAAGUACGUCUGCGUGCCGCCUCGCGUUACAAGUGGGGCUAUGUGCUGCGAGGCAGCGUAGGCACUGUGACCGCCGUGCGUGGCAAGGAUGUGACCGUCGAUUUUCCACAACAUGCCAGCUGGAAAGGCACAAUAACUGAUCUUGAAGUGGUAGGUGGUGGCGGCCAAGUCGUCGGUGUAGCAGGUGCGCUGCAUGGUCUCAACAAUGGUACGGUACCUACACCCAGCGAUCUCAUUGAAGACUGGUCGCGUGUCCUACAUUCGCUCUCAGUGUCCUCCAACGAGAAGACCGCGAAACACUUACUAGAUCGCAGUCCUCACUGCUGGCACAGCUCUUCGAGCAGUCAGUCAAAGCAUUGGAUCCGUCUGGAGAUACACGAGCAUAUUUUUGUGCACAGCCUUACUAUUGUGGUCGAUCCGAAUGAUAACUCGCAUCAGCCUUCGUUGGUGGUGGUACGUGUUGGCGAUGGCAUUGGCAAUCUGAAGGACUUCACAUGGAUCUCCAUCAAAAAUACCGACAGGAUAGUUAAACUCAUGAGUGAUGUGCGUCAAUACUACCGUUGUAUCGAAAUCGUUAUCAAGCAGUGCCGCAACAAUGGCAUUCAGUGCAAAAUACAUAGAUUGAACAUCGUCGGUCGUCGCAAACAAACCGAUCUCGAUUUAGUGUUAAUGAAUGCCUCGUUCCUCGCUUGCGAAUAUGAGCAAAUGACUGACUCCAACUCUCUCUCAAGCGCCUAUAACAACAUCGAUCCCAAAUCGUCAGCAACACCCUGCGAACCACCCUGCACCGUGAUGGUUUGGGGUCUCAACGACAAAGAGCAACUAGGCGGUCUCAAAGGCUCCAAAGUGAAAGUGCCAACCUUCUCGCAAACCAUUAGUCGUCUGCGACCUAUACACAUUGCAGGCGGCUCAAAGUCUCUAUUCAUCGUAUCGCAGGAUGGCAAGGUGUACGCUUGUGGCGAGGGUACAAACGGUCGGCUUGGUUUGGGCAUCAGCGUUAAUAUAUCCGUACCGCGCCAAAUACCGGUUCUACAUCAAUAUGUCGUUAAGAAAGUGGCUGUGCACUCCGGCGGCAAACACGCGAUGGCCUUGACAUUGGACGGCAAGGUAUUCUCUUGGGGUGAAGGAGAAGAUGGCAAGCUCGGUCAUGGCAAUCGUCUUACCAUGGACAAGCCGAAGCUGAUUGAGUCUCUCCGUGCGAAAAAGAUACGUGACAUUGCAUGCGGCUCAUCGCACAGUGCUGCUAUUACGUCGGCCGGCGAGCUGUAUACUUGGGGUUUGGGCGAAUACGGGCGGCUAGGACAUGGCGAUAAUGUUACACAGCUGAAACCGAAAUUAGUCGCUGCUUUGGGCGGCAAACGUGUUGUACAAGUGGCUUGCGGCAGUCGUGACGCACAAACUCUUGCUCUAACUGAAGACGGUGUUGUGUACUCAUGGGGCGAUGGUGAUUUUGGCAAACUGGGUCGCGGCGGCUCGGAAGGUUCUUCGAUACCACAUGAAAUCGAGCGUCUGACCGGCAUCGGUGUCAUUCAAAUUGAAUGUGGUGCACAAUUCAGUCUCGCGCUUACACGCACCGGCGAGGUAUGGACAUGGGGUAAGGGUGAUUAUUACCGUUUGGGUCACGGUAGUGAUCAACACGUACGCAAACCGCAACCCAUACAAGCGCUGCGCGGUCGUAAAGUCAUACACCUCGCAGUGGGUGCCCUGCACUGCCUGGCUGUUACCGAUAACGGACAAGUGUAUGCGUGGGGCGACAACGACCACGGCCAACAGGGUUCUGGCAACACUGUGGUGAAUAAGAAACCGGCGCUGGUUAUUGGCUUGGAUUCGGUGUUUGUCAAUCGUGUCGCUUGCGGCAGUUCACACGCUGUCGCCUGGGGUUUGCCGCAAUCACCAUCGGAGGACGAGAAAAAAGGCCCUGUACCAUUUGCGACCCCCAAAGAUCCACUUGGUGGUAGCAGUCUCGGCAUUUAUGAUACUGAAUCGCAAUUGAGUGCAUCAACAUCAAAUUCUUCUAGGCCAAAAUCGAACACGAGCCUUAGUGAAACGCUGCUCUCACUUGAGAGCGACGGCGCGCGUCAGACCGCACUCAAUUACGUACUGAAUGCCAUGAGCAUAUUGCAGGCCCGCCAGCUUAUCGUUGCCGCCCUGACGAGUCACAGUAAAGUAAAUUUGAAUGAGAAAAUUUCGAGCGAGUUCGAUGUACAGGAAGGCAGCAACACUAUAUUAGGUAAGGAAGGGUCCACCGGCGCUACCAGCCACACUCCACACGGCACUUUGGGUGGCCACAAUAAUAUCAACGGCAAUAACGAAGUUAUCGCACAAGGCGGCGGUGAAGCGCCAGCCGAUGCUACCGAUCCGGCUGUACAUGAACCCUCACCAGAAGCGGAAAUUGUGCCCGCGCCUGCCGGACCUUUGAGCGCUUUCCAAAGCUUGACUGGCUCGCUUUCACUUUCGGCAUCUAUAUCUAGCAAUGCACCACACAAACAUUCCAAAAUGUCCGCCAGCGCUAUGUCGGCUCUCGCUGCAACAAUGACCAACCAAGAGGAGAUUAUCGAGGAGAUAAGUCUAACCGGCUUGGAUGAUUUCACCUCACUGCUAGGCGAAUCUGAAGCUAAGAGCUUAGUGGAACUGCUGAAACUGAGUGUGGCCGGCCGUACAGGACCACUCAGUACUGCGAAUACCAUCUCCGACACGCUCAUUGCACUCGGCUCGAACUCGCCGACCAUUGGCGCUAUGCUUCUGGAGACUUGUAUUACGGAGCUGGAGGAUUUGUGCACAUCGCGUUAUAGUUUGGGCAAAGUACCAAAGCCUGUGAUGCGUGAGAGUACCCAUCCGUAUGUAGACAAUAUGACCAUAGUUGGCACAGUGAAGAUACCGGGCGCAGAGUCAUUACGCUUAGAAUUCGAUAGUCAGUGCUCCACGGAAAAACGAAACGAUCCCCUGACCAUCAUGGAUGGCUCAGGCCGCUUAAUCGCCAUUCGCUCUGGCCGUGAGUACGCACUAUGGGCACCUGAAGUGCGUAUACCCGGCGACGAGAUGCGUUGGAAGUUCACCUCGGACAGCUCUGUUAACGGCUGGGGUUGGCGCUUUUGGGUGCAUGCUAUUAUGCCACCGACUGCUUUGCAUGAACGCGGCUCGGAUCGCGCAGUGCUCUCACAGCCAUCAAUGCCACUGGUGAUGGCUCUGUUGAAUGAGCGCCUUGGACCGCAUAACACGAGCGUGCUGUUACGUCUAGCAGCUGCAUUGGCCGCUUGCGCACAACUCAACUCGCUCACGACAACACAACGCAUUUGGUCACUCAAGCAACUGCACACCGUGCUGCUAUCGAAGCAUUCCCCAAAACCAUUGGAUCCCUCCUUGAACACAAUUUUGUUGCCACUAAUACCGGAACUAUUGCGGCAAUAUGAGUACGAAGAGCCUCAAGUCCGCGGCGGAGUACAUCUCAUGCAUUCUGACUACUUCAAGACGCUAGCGGCCCUCGCAUGUGACAUGCAAUUGGAUGCUGCUCUGCCUGCGGCUGACGUACACAAAUGGGCUUGGUUCAAGAGGUACUGUAUCGCCGUGAGAGUUGCGCAGUCGCUAAUAAAACGCACCGAAUUGCCGCGUCCAUUCUGCAUGGAGGUGCGUAAAAAGUUCGCCGAGAUGAUGCCUGCACCACAGCCAAGUCAUUCGCCCGGUGCUGGUAGCAUCGCUUCGAUGAUGAACUCGACCACUUCGCUGUCGUCUGCAGGCAGUACGAACAGCAAUCCGACUCCACCGCCACCGCCAACGAGCUCGACAAUGGUGAACACUUUGACGCCCAGCUCAAGCAAUCUCAUACAAUAUAUUGACUCGAUGAUGUCGCUUUCCUUGCACGAGCCGAACAGCAGCAGUGCUGGCGCUGUCGCUUGUUCAAGCUUACCACCACUAGCGCCACCUACUGGCAACGAAGUGUUACACUUUAUGCACGAGGAUCACACGGUCUUCAAGGCCGCUCACGACAAUCAACUGUUGCAGUGGCUCAAUCGGCGCCCGGAUGACUGGGCUCUAUCUUGGGGCGGCGCUAGCACCAUCUAUGGCUGGGGACACAACCAUCGCGGUCAGCUGGGCGGUUUGGAAGGUAGCCGCAUUAAGACGCCAACGCCAUGUGAAGCUCUGAGUCUGUUGCGACCUGUACAAUUAGCGGGCGGCGAACAGACACUCUUCGCGGUUACACCUGAUGGUAAGUGCUUCGCUACCGGUUAUGGUUCGGGUGGACGCCUCGGCGUAGGCGGUACAGAUUCUUGGGCCAUACCAACACUAAUUGGCUCACUUCAGCAUGUAUUUGUGAAAAAAGUAGCUGUGAACUCUGGUGGCAAACAUUGUCUCGCUCUAACAACUGAUGGCGAGGUGUAUUCUUGGGGCGAGGGUGAGGAUGGCAAGCUGGGCCAUGGGAAUCGCAUGAGCUAUGAUCGACCCAAAUUAAUUGAAGAUCUCAAUGGCGUUGGCGUUGUAGAUAUCGCUUGCGGCAGCGCUCACUCUGCGGCAAUAACCUCUUCGGGUCAUGUGCUCACUUGGGGCAAAGGACGAUACGGACGUUUGGGGCAUGGCGAUUCGGAAGAUCAACUGCGACCAAAACUAGUUGAGGCGCUACUGGGUUACCGCGCCAUUGAUGUCGCAUGUGGCUCAGGUGAUGCUCAAACCCUAUGUAUUACCGAUGACGACAACGUUUGGAGUUGGGGUGAUGGCGACUACGGCAAAUUGGGACGUGGCGGCUCAGAUGGCUGCAAAUUGCCGUAUAAAAUUGAAAGCCUCGCCGGUUUGGGAGUUACAAAAGUUGAAUGCGGCUCACAGUUCUCGGUUGCGCUUACCAAAUCUGGCGCUGUUUACACAUGGGGCAAGGGAGAUUUCCAUCGACUCGGUCACGGUACUGUGGAUCAUGUCCGCCGACCCAAAAAGGUAGCAGCACUACAGGGUAAAAAAAUCGUCUCUAUUGCCACCGGCUCGCUACAUUGUGUAGCAUGCACCGACGCAGGUGAAGUGUACACGUGGGGUGAUAACGACGAGGGCCAACUAGGUGAUGGUACUGUAAGCGCCAUACAACGCCCGCGUCUCGUGGCCGCGCUGCAGAACAAACACAUUGUCAAAGUAACUUGCGGCUCGGCUCACACUAUUGCUAUGUCCACUUCACAGCUAACCGAUCGUAUGCGACCACCACCCAAUCCACCGCUCGAAUACGAUUUGGUGCGAGAGAUGCCACCGGAGGCGCUACAUGCACGUCUAGUGCUACUCCACCACUUUUCAGAGCUGCUGUGCCCCUGUCUGGCAAUGCUGCCCAUAAUCGGCGAGCUCAGCUUGAUUGCACUGAAGGAUGUCCUCGUUUAUACCAUCAAAGAAGCGGCUUUCCGUAAAGUCAUACAAACGACUAUGGUACGAGACAAACAACACGGACCCGUAAUUGAACUCAAUCGCAUACAAGUUAAACGCUCGCGCAACAAAUCGGGCAACGGUCUUGCGGGUAUAGAUGGCAUGAAGAGCGUAUUUGGUCAGAUGGUGCAGAAGCUGCCGCUACUCACCCAAGAAGCACUCUCGCUGCCGCAUCGCGUUUGGAAAGUGAAGUUCGUCGGCGAAAGCGUCGACGAUUGUGGCGGCGGCUAUAGCGAGUCGAUUGCCGAAAUGUGCGAUGAGCUCCAAAACGGCAGUGUGCCACUCUUGAUAACAACACCUAACGGACGCGGCGAGGCGGGCGCCAAUCGUGACUGUUUCUUGCUGGAUCCCACGCUUGGCUCCGUGUUGCAGAUGAACAUGUUCCGCUUUCUGGGCGUGCUCAUGGGCAUAGCUGUACGCACUGGUUCGCCAUUGAGUUUGAAUUUAGCCGAAGCCGUCUGGCGUCAAUUGGCCGGGGAACAACUACGUCCAUCCGAUCUUACCGAAGUCGAUCGUGAUUAUGUCGCCGGUUUGCUUUGUAUACGCAAUAUGGACGAUGACCCCAAGGUAUUCAGCACACUAGAGCUACCCUUCUCCACCUCCUCCGCCAAGGGUCACGAGGUGCCUCUCUCGACACGCUACACUCGCAUCACGUCACAAAAUCGUCAAGAAUACGUACGUCUGGCUUUGAAUUUCCGUCUGCAUGAAUUUGACGAGCAAGUGAAAGCUGUGCGCGACGGCAUUUCUAAAGUGAUACCUGUACCGCUGCUGUCACUCUUCUCGGCAUCUGAACUGCAAGCGAUGGUAUGCGGCUCACCAGACAUACCGCUGGGACUGUUAAAGUCUGUGGCCACAUACAAAGGUUUCGAUCCGAAUUCGGCGUUGGUUACAUGGUUUUGGGAAGUGAUGGAAGAGUUCUCAAAUCAGGAACGUUCCCUAUUUCUACGCUUUGUAUGGGGUCGCACACGCCUACCGCGUACCAUUGCAGAUUUUCGUGGACGUGACUUUGUUUUGCAGGUUUUGGAAAAAAGCCCACCUGAUAGUUUUCUACCGGAGAGUUAUACUUGCUUCUUCUUGUUGAAAAUGCCGCGCUAUUCUUGCAAGGCUGUUUUACUAGAGAAGCUCAAAUAUGCCAUACAUUUCUGCAAGAGUAUUGACACAGAUGAAUAUGCGCGCGUUGCCAUGGGUGAUCCCACCGAAGCGACGGGCAGUGAGGAUGACAGCGAUUUAGAAUCGGCUGCGAGUAAUGAGGCCUAA
This is a messenger RNA of Ceratitis capitata (Mediterranean fruit fly), 16278 nucleotides long. It is a transcript of the gene HERC2, whose product is annotated as probable E3 ubiquitin-protein ligase HERC2. The transcript is spliced from 14 exons. Gene Ontology annotation, biological process: protein ubiquitination. Bases 1177 to 16278 code for a protein of 5033 amino acids. Gene Ontology annotation, molecular function: ubiquitin-protein transferase activity; metal ion binding. Lineage: Eukaryota; Metazoa; Arthropoda; Insecta; Diptera; Tephritidae. The record is from RefSeq and is a predicted model, not a curated record.